GGGUACCUAUAGGGCUCUCUGCAGACGAAGCGAUGCUGGGCUGGAACGAGGAAGUGCAGUGGCGAGGGGAGGGACCGCGUGUGCAGCUCCCGGGGGCCGCCGCAGCCUUCAGACCUGCCGCGUAUGGAACUGGGGAGAGCUGGAAGAACUUCAUACUGCAAACGCAAGGGAUAGCAGAAUACUUGCACCGUAUGGAGACCGAGGAGGCGCAGGAGAUGGCCCCACUGCCAGGUCGGGAAAGCCCACCUCCGAACAACGCGUCAGAAGAGCCAGAGGAGCCAAUGGCGGUGCCCGAGGAUCUGUCAUCAAGCUCCACCCACCAGCAAACCAACAACAACAAAGCCGUUGUCAUAAAGGCAGAGAGUGGCGCAGAUGCGGACAGUGGCGUGAACGUAGCGGAGGAGGAAGAGUUUGCCGAGGACUUGCGUGUGGUCGAUUCGUCUGGGCCCAAAAUGAACGGAUCUGGGCCAAGUCCGGGACCCAAGGCCUACCCUUCGUCUGGAGGCAUCAGGCUGCCCAACGGCAAGCUCAAGUGCGAUAUCUGUGGCAUAGUGUGUAUCGGGCCCAAUGUGCUGAUGGUGCACAAGAGAAGCCACACUGGCGAGCGUCCUUUCCAGUGCAGUCAGUGUGGGGCCUCGUUCACUCAGAAGGGAAACCUGCUCAGACACAUAAAGCUUCACUCUGGAGAAAAGCCCUUUAAAUGUCACCUGUGCAGCUAUGCAUGCCGCCGCCGUGACGCCCUAACCGGACACCUGCGCACACACUCAGUGGGUAAACCUCAUAAGUGCGCAUACUGUGGGCGGAGUUACAAACAGAGGAGUUCAUUGGAGGAGCACAAAGAGCGUUGUCAUAACUACCUGCAGUGUAUGGGAUUGCAGAACAACAUCUACCCAGUAGUGAAGGAGGAGAACCACAGUGAUGGGAGGGAGGACAUGGGGCAGUCUGGCUGUGACAGAGCCUUGGUGCUCGACAGACUGGCCAAUAAUGUAGCUAAACGGAAGAGCUCUAUGCCACAGAAGUUUGUGGGUGACAAGCGCCUCUCGGACCUGUCGUACGACACCACCUCCACAGAUCUGAUGCAGCCUCAUGUGAUCGACCAGGCCAUAAACAGUGCCAUCAGUUACCUUGGCGCUGAUUCCUUACGCCCAUUGGUCCAAACUUCACCUGGCUCCUCCUCCGACGUGGGACUAGGUUCUAUGUUCCCUUUCCACAAAUCCCAAAAUGACAACUCGACUCCCCACAACCUCUCAGCGAAAGACAGCGCUGCCGAAAACCUCCUCCUCCUCUCCAAAUCCAAGUCUGCUUCCAGUGAGAAAGAUGGGUCCCCUAGCCACAGCGGACACGAAAGCACCGACGAUACAGAGAGCAAUAACGAGGAUCGACCAGCGGGGGGCGCUGCUGCCGGGCUAAUCUACUUAACCAAUCACAUAACAUCCGGAUCGAGAAAUGGAGUGAUCCCAUUGGUCAAAGAGGAGCAGCAGAGGCAGUACGAGGCGAUGCGCGUGGGGUUGGAGCUAGCAUCGGAAGGUUUUAAGGUGCUAACUUCAGAUGGAGAGCAGGUCCGAGCGUACAGGUGUGAACAUUGUAGAGUGCUGUUCCUGGAUCAUGUCAUGUACACAAUUCACAUGGGUUGCCACGGUUUCAGAGACCCGCUCGAAUGCAAUCUGUGCGGACACCGAAGCCAAGAUAGAUACGAGUUUUCAUCCCAUAUCACGAGAGGGGAGCACCGAUAUUAACCAGUCUGCUGUCACCUUAUAUUAACUACACCUAAUUAUCUCUAAUAAAGCAUGAAGACUUAAUUCAUAAUGAACAAAAAGUUUUUAAGAGAGGGUAUUACAGGGGGUUUUAAUUGUUGACAUAUUUAGAUCUCCAUGUUUCCUUUUAUCGUUUUGAAAAUGCUAUAUUCACCCAAAACAACAUCCGUUUUGUUUUUGAGGCUCUGAAUCCUCUUUCCCCUUACCCUUACAAUACAAUUGGUGUGCAUCCCGCUAAUGAAACUACUGCACAUCGCAUCAGGUUUGUGAAGUUGUAGAGUAGUAUCAUGCUUUUGUAUAUUUAUGGAACAUUGCCGUGGGGGAGCGU
This is a messenger RNA of Periophthalmus magnuspinnatus, 2082 nucleotides long. RefSeq names its product IKAROS family zinc finger 1 (Ikaros) (gene ikzf1). Lineage: Eukaryota; Metazoa; Chordata; Actinopteri; Gobiiformes; Gobiidae. Bases 33 to 1736 code for a protein of 567 amino acids. The transcript is spliced from 8 exons. The record is from RefSeq and is a predicted model, not a curated record. Gene Ontology annotation, biological process: regulation of transcription by RNA polymerase II. Gene Ontology annotation, molecular function: RNA polymerase II cis-regulatory region sequence-specific DNA binding; DNA-binding transcription factor activity.